Molecule: messenger RNA, 4079 nt
Organism: Ectocarpus sp. CCAP 1310/34
Lineage: Eukaryota; Phaeophyceae; Ectocarpales; Ectocarpaceae
Source: the annotation of a GenBank genome assembly
CUCCUAGCAUUCGUGGAAGAUACCGAAAAGAAAUCAUCUCCAUGCACCGCCGGCGUGUGCGCGAACGCACGCUUGUCCAACACAUCCCACAUAUCAUCCAGACACGAAGCAUGUUGCCAAAAGGGGCUUCCAUGGAGAGCUGCUCAUCCUUGUACACUUGCCCAGACACUACCAGAAACUGCUUCGACAUGGAGUCUCGAACAGCUAUCUGCACUUGCGCAUCCGAAGGCUUCAACGCGUGGUGAGAAUUNCUUGAGUGUCCCAGGCGGCCGCCAAUUUCUGGAUGAAGAAGGCGUACGUCGAGGGCCCUGCCGGUUCCUUGCGCAGAUGGUUUUCUACCUGUAGGAAGGUGGCAUCAAGAAAUUCCAGCGUGGCACGGUUGGUGGUUUGGCAUUCCACGACAGCAGCACGGACACGUUGGCGCAACAACGGAAGCCAUCCGGUGACCCAGGUGGAGGUACUGAAAGUCUGCUUGCGCUUGACGUCGCUUUUGAUCUCUGUGACCACACCCUUGCAGCUAGACGCGAAACGAGCAAAUUAUUCAGGAUCAGGACCGAGGGACAAGCGUGUGACACUAUCAAGUUGUUCCGGCUUCAGCUUGUCCAUCUUGUCUUGAAUGCGGAUGGUGCCGGCCUCCGCUGCAGCGGCAUCCGCAGCGUCCCGAGCCUCCUGCCUCGCUCUCGCUCCCGUGGAAGACAAAGGCAAACCAGCAUCGUCCUGAGUCAACGGCGAUAUCGCUUGACCCGGUGGCUCGACGAUGUGGCCGGUCGCAGAGCUAGGAUCAAUCAGAAUAGACCCACGCUGGAGGGGGGAGGGCGAUAUCACAAAAGGCUGUUGCAACAGGGCUGGGGCUGCCGACGCUGAUGGUACCACCGCAGGCUCGACCGGUACUGUCGCCGACAUCGUGGCGGAUGACGAUGAUCCUGGCGUGGCCCUGGCAGCGGUUUCGGCACGAACAUCGCGCCCUACAGGAGCUCCCGAAAAGCUCGAAGCGUGGUCUUGCAGCGGUGUCAGAUGCGUUCGUGGGGAAAAAGAUGGGGCAGGUGGUGGCACGCUAGGAGCGUGGGAGGGCACAGGAGGUUGUACAUUCGCGUCGGCAGCAGCAUCCACAACUUGAUUUGCUCGCAGGAGCGUGAGCACUUGUUCCAACAGCAUUUCAGUACGGGAAGCCGAAGUCGAGGCGUGUGAUGCACCAUGGCGUGGUGACUCAUCACGUUCGUCCAAAGGCAAGGAAGAUGUGGGAUGAUCCAUAACGGCAUGGGCAGGGGCAUGGCUUUUCACAGCGGCUGAACGUUCACGAAGUUGCAUGUUGGCAAGUUUGAACGCCGAAGCAGACAUGGUCGGUUGGCCUACAUCAGCGGGGGGGCGUAGAACAAGCGGUGAAGAACAGAGAGAACCGUCUUCUGAAGCAUCCUUGUUUUCCCCCAACAACCCAGAGCUACGAAAACCACCCCGAUCAUGCAUCACUUGCCUGUUACCGUGGCCUGACUUCCGUCCCCCUUUUCCGCCUCGACCGCUGUCAGUGCUGGUCACCCUGCUGUUGCCCCCGCUCCGAUUUUGGCUCCGGCUGCGGCUUCGCCUAGACGGAGGCGUAUUUGUCCCACGACGGUCUUCGCUCCGGCUGCGCCCACGCCUAGACGAAAGAUUGGUGCGCUGUUGACGUUCUGCACUCCGACUCCUGCUCUGGCGGUGGCGGCUCGCCGGCGAAGACCUGGUAGGCUGGUUCCCCGCGGUUUGCCCUCGCCCGCCAUCUCCGGUGCCGCCCCCUCGCGAAGACUGGGUGGAGCGGCGGUUGUCGUCGGUCCCGCUCUUGGUGGUCGAAUCUUGGUCACCCCAACGGUUCUUCCAGCUCUUAGACGCAGGAGCCACCGACCGACUGUAGUUCUUGUCCCCUCCAGAACCAUGUGCAGGGCGUGAAGAGGCCUGCCGGGGGGCUUGCAGAUCGUGCUUGAAAUCGUUGUUUGAGGCAGCACGAGCAAGAGGCAGCUGGAGUCCUCCAUCAUGGGCCACCACCGACGCUCCUUGAGGACCGCUCGUAAUAGAGGCACGACGGAGAGCGAACAAAAGCCGGAACACGGACUGCCGAGGAGAAGGCGGAAGUUUCGCGAUGUAGGGGGCAGAAUAAAUGUGCCCGAAAGCAACGGUGUGAGAGUGGGGAAACUGAGCACGGACGAGGUGCUUGACUCCAGCCCAUGCAAAAAGAGCUGCCAGUUUACCCUCAUCGUGGAAAGUUGAGUCUUCGGCUGGCAUCUCCAGUGGGCGGGGCAGGAACGCUGUAUCGCCAACAUGGAACUCGUACCCCGCGGCUGCGGCCGCAGUCGAUGCCCCGUCUUCACCGGCCGGACGACUCAACGUCACAGAAAACUCCGGAGUAGCCACCACCUCCCGCCCGUUCUCCUUCGCCACAGAAGCACGCUGCGAUUGAAAUUGGAGGGGGGCAACAACACGACGAUGGGGAGGGGGCGAGGGCAAGGCCGCUGCGUGCGGGCCAUGGGGGCGGAACUCGAGGUGGUCCAGCCGUGAUCGGAGCGCCCCCUGCUUCGCCAUAGCAGCUUGAACGUACGCCUGGCGCUCCGCCAGCUCAGCUUUACGAUCCUCCUCCUGCUUCCGUGGUGCCGCCAGAGCAUCCUGCAAUCCUGCCGCUGACGCUAAGUGUAAAGUUGGUGAAGCCGUGGGCGGUAGCUUGCUCCUGGAGAUGGAUGAAGGUUCUGUCGUUGUCACGCUUGUCCACGAGCACGCUGAGAUGGGAAAGUUGCUUGUUAUUGCCGAGAGACGAUCAGCAAGGGUCUGAGAUGGAGUGGGGAUCCAACUUCAUCUCAGGGGGUACACAGAGUAGACAAUUCUAAGGGGGUAGGGGUCAGAAGGGUAUACUUCCUGACCGACCCGCAUCCUAUCAACAAUAAGAUGUAUCCGAUUCAUGCUAGCAGCCACACUCCUUAAUACUUGGCUCUGCUUGCGUUGUGAAGUACAAAGAUUGAACCAAGGGGGUGUACCUCUUUUUCUCUGGCCCGUGAUGCUGACUCCUAGUCUCAGUUGGUACCUCGCAUAGCGCGCAGAGGGAGCGGAGGAAUCAAGAAUAUCUGUCAUCAAUUUCUAUUGACCUGCGGACCCCUCGGGGCCAGUUAAUUUGAGUGUUUCUUUUUGAGGGGUAUCCGUCGAUUGACUUUUACCUGAACCGGUACACCUUCGCAUAUGGCAUCAGCGGCAGGAUACUAGUUCGAAUCUCCUUGGGUGCACACUUUUUCUCCUGACUUGGACAUUUUCCCAGGGACACAAUGUGUGUCAGUCCUGAGAACGCCUCUGGAGUCGAUCCUAAAAAGAACCUUGUGACAUUUCCAUCGAAUUACCCAUCCUGGCUACAAGAGGUUCCCAGUUGAGGGUAGAUUUUGUGGGUGGAGAGUGUUAAGGAGGACCCGAUUCGCAGGGUAUCCGUCGAUCGACUUUUACCUGAAUCGGUACACCUUCGCACAGCACAGAGGAAGAACGGAAGAACCGUCGCCAUCAAAGCAAAUAGUAUUACUUUGAUCAGGAGGUUCUCUCAAACGAAGAUAAUCCUCCGCAAUUCAUCUGGGUUUUUAGGCCCAUGUUUAUGGUCACCAAAUCUUCGGAAAAAAACUUCACACGUUUCCAAACAUUUGCGUGCGAAUAUUUGUCAGAGGAAGAUUUGAGUACCGCUGUUAUGGGAACGAGAAAAAAAACUUCGGCGGGACUGUGAGUUUCGGAGGCGUUUUGGUUCAUUUUCAUAAAGCACGCGGCGCGGGGCCUCCUUCUCUCUCACGAGCAACACGCGCACACCAGCUGGCGCACACAACUGCUGUAGUUAUCACUUUCCACGCCCACACACAUACACAUUGUCACCGUGUAUGGAACGGUUGAGCCGACCCCAUUCCCUGGUCUGCGCGAAGACCGGCGCCUCAACCUUCCUGCACAAUAGGAUGGUUCGCGUGCUGUUAAAGACAUUACGCGAAUGCCACAUGCCAAUCGCUGUUGAAGACUCUUCCCCAUUUACUACAGGCACUGGUAGGGGAAGAGGGCUCUACAAGAUGGAUUUAGUGAUCCCCCCAGGAUUACACGCAGGA